This is a messenger RNA of Pterocles gutturalis (yellow-throated sandgrouse), 688 nucleotides long. RefSeq names its product ectonucleotide pyrophosphatase/phosphodiesterase family member 6-like. The record is from RefSeq and is a predicted model, not a curated record. NCBI's taxonomy places the organism in Eukaryota, Metazoa, Chordata, Aves, Pterocliformes, Pteroclidae.
CUGUAAUGGCUGUCAUGCACUUGUUUCACAGAGCAAGGGCCUUCAGCACGACAUUAAUGUCCUCCUCUUCUCUGAUCACGGGAUGACAGACAUCUCGUGGACAGACAAAGUGAUUGAGCUGAAAAACUACAUCAAUAUGAGUGACACCAUCCAAGUGAAGGACCGAGGUCCUGUUGUGAGCCUCUGGCCAGCUCCAGAGAAGCACAUGGAGAUAUAUCAAAAAUUGAAAGCUGUGGAACACAUGGAUGUUUAUAACGUACAGGACAUUCCAGACAGGUUUUUCUACAAAAAAGGAAAAUUUGUGUCUCCUCUAACUCUCGUGGCUGAGAAAGGAUGGUUCAUAGUAGAGAGCAGGGACAAGCUGCCCUUCUGGGAGAACGGGACGGGGUGGAAGGAGGCCUGGCAGAACGGCUGGCACGGCUACGACAAUGAGCUCAUGGACAUGAGAGGCUUCUUCCUCGCGUACGGGCCAGAUUUCCGAUCCAACUUCCGAGCGCCUCCCAUCAGAUCCGUGGAUGUUUACAACAUCAUGUGCAGGCUGGCUGGAAUACAGCCGCUGGCCAACAAUGGCUCCUCGUCUAUCAUGCUCCGAAACACGGCCCCUUUGGCACCGCUCCCCCUGCGUGGCAGCUGCAUCCUGGUUCUAGCGCUGCUCUCCCUCUUCGCCCAGCAGAUCUCCUUGCUGUGA